AAGUGUACUGCGUUUCCAGUGCACGGCGUGGCGCCUGCCCUGUGCUGACCCUCCUGAAGCUGGUGAGCACACGGCAGGAAGUGCUUCUGGGGAUGAGCAUAGACCACUUACUCUCCUGUCAUCACAUGACCCUGGGCUCCAGCAUCACAGAAAGCAGACAUGGGGCACAGGCAGGGGGCAUUUUGGGCUUCAUACAAAGUCCAGCGGUGUCCUGGGUUACCUGAGACCCUGUCACAGAGAAACGAUGGCUUUCUGUAUAUACCUGAACCAAAUGCAUUUUGUGUUGAGACUUGAUGCCUUCCACUUCCCAUAAAGGGACAUUAACCUACAUAGUGAUGCAGCAUAUUCAACCAUAGCCUGUAUGUAGCUCUCUCCAGCAAUGCUUCUCCACCCGUGGGUCACAGCUCCACAAGCCUUUCACAGGAUUCGCCUCAGACCAUGGGAAAACACAGAUGCUCACAUUACGAUCCCUAACGGUAGUAAAGUGACAGUUAUGACGUAGCACUGAAUUAAUCUUGUGUUGGGUCACCCCACCCUCACCUAACGUGAGGGGCGGUAUUAAAGUGUUGCAGUGGUAGGAAGUCUGAGAACCACUGCUCUGGAACACCUCAUCACCCCAGAAUGAAGCCCACACCAGCAGCAGUCACCCCAUGCCCGCGUCUCCAGCACCCCGAAUGCAUUCCUGAUCUCCAGAUCGCCCUGUUGCGGACACUUGCUGUCACCAAGUCCACACUUUGCCGUCUCUCCGCCGUCUCUCCGUGCCUUGCUGUGAUGGUCCUGGCGACAGACACUGCGUCCCAGCAGGAGCGGCUUCAAGCCAUCGCUGAGAAGCGUAGGAAGCAGGCAGAGAUUGAGGGUAAGCGGAGACAGCUGGAGGAUGACCGAAGACAGCUGCAGUACCUGAAGUCCAAGGCACUGCGGGAACGCUGGCUGCUGGAGGGGACACCAUCCUCAGCCUCGGAGGGUGACGAGGACAUGAGGAAGCAGAUGCAGGAGGAUGAACAGAAAGCCCGGGGCCUGGAGGAGUCCAUCACCAGGCUGGAGAAAGAAAUUGAUGUCCUGGAGUUUGGAGAGUCAGCCCCAGCUGCCCCAAAGGAGAACCCAGCAGCCUCCAGCCCAGUCUGGUCCCAGUCUACAAGUCCAGCCAAGGAGGAGCAAAAGUCAGAAACCACAGUGAACGCUCGGCAGACUCCGUUGGGCACCCCAAAAGAGAAUCGCACGUCCACACCGGUGCGGUGUCCAGGGGGCUCCACAAUGAUGAAAGCAGCCAUGUACUCGGUGGAGAUCACGGUGGAGAAGGACAAGGUGACCGGGGAGACCAGGGUGCUGUCCAGCACCACACUGCUCCCCCGGGACCCACUCCCUCAGGGCGUGAAGGUCUACGAGGACGAAACGAAAGUGGUCCAUGCCGUGGACGGCAUCACUGAGAACGGAAUCCAGCCUCUAAGUUCCUCCGAGGUGGAUGAACUCAUUCACAAGGCCGAUGAGGUCACACUGAGCGAGGCGGGGUCCACAGCUGGGCCAGCGGAGCCUCGGGGACUCGCAGACGAUGUCACCAGGACCACGCCGUCCAGAAGGGAGAUCACAGGAGUUGAGGCUCAACCAGGAGAGGCCACGUCAGGUCCACCAGGCAUCCAGCCCGGCCAGGAGCCCCCGGUCACCAUGGUCUUCAUGGGUUAUCAGAAUGUAGAAGACGAAGCAGAGACCAAGAAGGUCCUGGGCCUGCAGGACACCAUCAAGGCUGAACUGGUGGUGAUUGAAGACGCGUCCACCCCCAGGGAGCCCGCACCACUCAAUGGCAGCGCGGCUGAACUCCCAGCCACCAAGGAGGAGAACCAGACGGGGCCCACGACCACACCCAGCGACGCCCAGGAUCUUGACAUGAAGAAGCCUCGUUGUAGAUGUUGCUCUGUCAUGUGACCCACCGGGGCACCCCAGUCCCCGGUCCCCGUCCUAUGCUCCACACUCAAACCCAGCAGCCCGGCCCUCCCCGGCGCCUGCCCGCCCUCACCCUCCACCUCACAGGCCCCAGACACAGGUGUGGUCCCUCCCUAUGCACCUCGAGUCACGGGUGGGGGGGUGCUCUGCCCGUCUCCACACUCACCCCAAACCUCUGAGCCGUGCGUCAUCCCUUGGUGAGAGACAGGCCAACCCAUAUCAGCCUCCCUAAGAAUGGGGACCCCCAGUCCAGGUCACAGCAGGUUUACAGAGGCGGCUUAUGCCCACCAUAGUCCCAGCCUGGUGUCCCCUUGCCGCCCCAGGCCAGCCUGUCUGUGCCUUAUUGUUACUUCUGGGGAGUCUCCGAGGGGACCAGAAAGGGUCCCACUGGCCAAGGCGCCAGCAGCCUAAUGUGGGCAGGUGGGUGAGGCCACACUUCUUUGGAGACUCAAAGUCGUGAAGUCUUUGGUGGAGGACGGGCACCUGUGGGUGGGUCCCCUCCAGUAAGUAGCAGAGCUCGAAACAGGAGAAGCCCUUUACUGGGGAUGGAGCAAUCACCCAAGAUGGAGUCAUUGUUGGUCAGCCAAGCCACUCCCUGUCCCGAGAACCCCCUCCCCCACCAUGCACACACUGGGCCCUUCUUCCUGGUGCUAAUUUUGGGACCUUUGGGGUCACCUCUGCCCUCUUCUCUAGUUGGCUUGGACCAGGGUCCUGGGUUUCCCACGUACCCCAGAAGUCAGUGGGUCUGUCUGCCAGCACUGCAAAGCCUAGCGUUUCCGGGCAGAUUUAGGUUGCUCCACACACACCUUGGUGGGAGUAAGGGAACCCCCAUCUGCCACCUGGCCUGACGGGAGCCUGGCAGGGGUUCACCAACCUUCGGGCAGGCAGCAGUAGCCACUUUGGUCCCCAGAGGCACAACCCUGCACACAGGCGCUGACUCAGCUUCGAAGGACCACGCCCAGUCUAGGUCCCUUUCCUUGGGACCCCAGCCUGGUGUGCAGCAGGGUGCAGGACCACCUGCGGGGCCCGUCACUACCCGCAGCUGUAGUAGGGGCUCAAGCAGAGGCCACGGGGUCUGUGUCCUGUCCUUCCCGUGGCCAGGAGGAGAGGCGCUCUUCCCUGAGGGUGAGCCAUGGCCUCGGUCACGGCGCCCCUCCUCUUCCUCCUACUCUGAGUCCGCCUGAGUUCCUCAAGCCCUGAGCCUCGGCUGAAGUGCCCUUGCUGCCCCCUUCUGCUUUUGACGUGUGACGAGGCCCCACCCUUCACCCCCAUGUUCUUGACUUUCCCAGAGAAACAAAUUAAAAAAAAA
Arvicanthis niloticus (Nile rat) is the source of this 3247-nucleotide messenger RNA. The record is from RefSeq and is a predicted model, not a curated record. Lineage: Eukaryota; Metazoa; Chordata; Mammalia; Rodentia; Muridae.